CGGCGGCGGCAGCGGCUUCCGGUCGCGGCGGACACUUCCCUGGGAGGGACUGUCCCGUGGCACCCGGUGGAACCGAGGAGAACGUGGAGCGCCGGGAGCGGCGAAUAUGGACGACUACAGCCUGGAUGAGUUCCGUCGGCGCUGGCAGGAGGAGCUGGCGCAGGCCCAGGCGCCGAAGAAGCGGCGACGGCCCGAGGUUGCUGAGAGGCGGGCUCGGCGGCCGGAGGUGGGCUCCGGGCACGGCGAACAGGCCUCUGGGGACCCGACGCUAGCCCAGGGUCUCCUGGAGGGCGCGGGGAGGCCCCCGGCGGCGCGGGCGACUCGGGCCGAGGGGCAGGACGUGGCGAGCCGCUCACGUUCUCCUCUGGCCCGCGAGGGCGCCGGGGGCGGGGAGCAGCUGGUGGACCAGCUCAUCCGCGACCUGAAUGAAAUGAAUGAUGUGCCUUUCUUUGAUAUCCAACUGCCUUACGAAUUGGCAAUCAAUAUAUUUCAGUAUCUGGACAGGAAAGAACUAGGAAGAUGUGCACAGGUGAGCAAGACGUGGAAGGUGAUUGCAGAGGAUGAAGUGCUGUGGUACAGGCUGUGCCAGCAGGAAGGGCACCUUCCAGAUAGCAGCAUCUCUGACUAUUCUUGCUGGAAGCUCAUCUUCCAAGAGUGCCGAGCCAAGGAACACAUGUUACGAACCAACUGGAAGAAUCGCAAAGGUGCUGUGAGCGAGCUGGAGCAUGUUCCUGACGCAGUUUUGCGUGAUGUGCAUUCUCACGAUGGCGUGGUCAUUGCUGGAUAUACAUCAGGGGAUGUGAGAGUGUGGGACACCCGCACCUGGGACUACGUAGCCCCCUUCCUGGAAUCAGAGGACGAGGAGGAUGAGCCUGGAAUGCAGCCAAAUGUCUCCUUUGUGAGGAUAAACAGCUCGCUGGCAGUAGCAGCUUAUGAGGAUGGGUUUCUUAAUAUUUGGGAUUUAAGGACCGGAAAGUACCCUGUUCAUCGUUUUGAGCACGAUGCAAGAAUACAGGCACUAGCCCUCAGCCAGGACGAUGCAACCGUGGCCACAGCUUCUGCUUUUGAUGUCGUGAUGUUAUCCCCCAAUGAAGAGGGGUACUGGCAGAUAGCUGCGGAAUUUGAAGUUCCGAAACUGGUUCAGUACCUUGAAAUAGUUCCAGAAACCAGAAGGUACCCUGUGGCAGUAGCCGCUGCUGGAGAUCUGAUGUACCUGCUUAAAGCCGAAGACUCCGCCAGAACCCUCCUUUACGCCCACGGCCCGCCUGUCACAUGUCUAGACGUCUCGGCCAACCAAGUUGCUUUUGGUGUACAGGGUCUGGGAUGGGUGUACGAAGGAAGCAAGAUCUUGGUGUAUAGCCUGGAAGCAGGACGCCGCCUCUUGAAGCUGGGUAACGUUCUCCGUGACUUCACGUGUGUCAACCUCAGCGACAGCCCUCCCAACCUCAUGGUCAGUGGCAACACGGACGGGAGGGUGAGGAUCCAUGACCUCCGUAGCGGUAACAUCGCCCUGUCGCUCUCCGCCCAUCAGCUCAGGGUCUCUGCUGUGCAGAUGGAUGACUGGAAGAUCGUCAGUGGAGGCGAGGAAGGCCUGGUGUCCGUGUGGGAUUAUCGGACAAACCAGAAGCUGUGGGAGGUGUAUUCCGGACACCCUGUGCAGCACAUCUCAUUCAGCAGCCACAGCCUCAUCACGGCCAAUGUGCCUUACCAGACGGUGAUGCGAAACGCCGACCUGGACAGCUUCACUACUCACAGGAGACACCGGGGGCUGAUCCGCGCCUACGAGUUUGCGGUGGACCAGCUGGCCUUCCAGAGCCCUCUCCCUGUCUGUCGUUCAUCCUGUGACGCCAUGGCCACUCACUACUACGACCUCGCGCUGGCCUUUCCCUAUAACCACGUUUAGGGACGUGCCUCAGUUGGGAGCAAGGAGAAAAAUGGGAAGAACCAGUUUUAUCCAUCUUAAAACUCCAGGCAGCUCUGCACAGGUGGUAAACAUUUAGGGGAAGAAAGCAGCCCAAGGUGCCAUGCCUGACGGCACACAUCUCCCCGACCCCUGUACUUCCCCCGGCGCCUGGGGCAAGCUGGCAUGUGCCGGGGCUCGAGUCCCACAUGCUGCCAACUCACACAUAGCCUCCUUCCCCACCCAGCCAGCCACCCUGGCCUCAGCUCCCUCAGGACGCCUCAGGGAUCACGCUGCGUGGUCCUAUACGGUCUCUGCUUAGCCAGCUUCUCUGUGUCCGCCCUCCCAGCUCCAGCCCUGCAGGCCGCCUUUUCGGUCUCCAGCCCCUUACCUCUUUUCCUCUGAGGGCCUUUGGAUGUGCUUGUCCCUGGCCUCCAAGGCAAUAACCUCCAUGUCCUUUUCCCUGUAUUUACUUAGGGUGCUCUUCUGUGACAUUUGCCACCACCACCUUCCAGUAGCAAGCUGGUAGAGCCGUACUUUUUCUUCACAGCUUUUACCAUGGCUUAUAAUUAUAUACUUAUACAGUUUAGUCAUUGGUGACUAUUUUGCUUACUAUUGUGUCUGUGAUAUGUGAUACAAAGCAAAUAUUUUCUAAAUAUUCAUUGACUAAACAGCCAUCAAAAUGAAACAGGACAGGAGAGGACUGUUCAGUGUGAUACACAGCUGCCAUUUCCAAAGUAUUCUGGAAGCAAGCCAUUGCCUUACUCUUGAUUUUCAACAGUUCUAAACAGCAACAGCAUCCACCUAAUAUACCGUCAGAAUAUCAAAGCAAAAACUGACUGAACUACAAAGAGAAAUAAAAUCCAUUCUAACGGCAGGCAAAUCAGUGAGAAAAAUGUAAAGAUCUGGAGGAUUUACUUAAUAUCGCUAACAGGCUGGAUCCAGUAGAUGCGUUAUGGAAUUUCAAAUACACAUAGACCAUGCACAAAAAACCACCCUGUACGAAGGCCACAAAGAACAGCUCAGAUGCACAAAGAUUCACACCAUACAGGCCAAAUUAUAGAACCCCCCAACCGCGAGACACUGCACCCUAUGGGCUGUACCCUCAGGCAGGGCCCUGCUUUUCUAGGAAUUGACCCCAAUGCAGAAUAGUGAGAAAUCAACAAAAAGCAAAAUAAGACAAUUCCAGACACUCCUGAAUUUACUUGGAUUUAAAGAGGUUAAUAAAAACAAACUAUAAACUCUCUAGACUGGGCUGACAGUAAAAGCACACAAUACAAAACCCAGGGGAUGGGGCUGGGAGGGGCUGGGAGGGCCUGGCACCUCAGCUCAGAAAAGGGAGCAGCAAUCCCAAAGCAGCAGAAGGCAGGGGUUAAAUCAGGAUAAAAACAGACAUCAACAGAAUCAAAAACCAACAGUUAAUGUAAAGCCAAAAGCAGGUUUUGUUUUUUUUAGGUGGGGUCUCGCUCUGUCACCUAGAAUGGAGUGCAAUGGCCUGAUCUCGGCUCACUGCAACCUCUGCCUCCUGGGUUCAAGCAAUUCUCCUGCCUCAGCCUCCCGAGUAGCUGGGAUUACAGGCGUCCGCCACCACAACUGGCUAAUUUUUGUAUUUUUAGUAUAGACGGGUGAUUUUGCCAUGUUGGCCAGGCUGGUCUCAAACUUCUGACCUCAAAUGAUCCUCCUGCCUCGGCCUCCCAAAGUGCUGGGAUUACAGGUGUGAGUCACUGCACCCAGCCCAAAAGCAGUUUAAAAAAAAAAAAAAAAAGACAAAAUAUACAACUCUUGAUAAAACAAAAAGGUACAAUGGUCUGUGAGGAAGAGAAAAGGUACCUGAGGAUGCAGGAGAAGUACCUACCACAUGGGAACCGUUUGUCCACACUCAUCCCAGAGAAAACCGAGUCGUCCUCUCAGUUGCACACGUGUAUGUAUCAGCGGGAAGUGCUUGCCAUUACUCCAAAGCCUAGAACCUUCACGUCAUGAAGGUUCUGGAAGGUUUUUCAGAUUGCUUAAGAUACGCAGCCAUUCCAUAUUCAUCUCCAGCUACACAGGGGAAUGGAGCAGAUAGAGCUGCGACUGGGAAGCGUCACCUCCCCGUCCAGAGCGCUUUCUUUCAGACCCCGCCUUCCUGCGCGCAGAUGGACCGGAGGGUUUUCUGCUUCCUUUCAACCAGAUGACUUCCUAAGCGGAGAUGGCCUGUAGGUAGCAAAUGCAGGAUUUUGUUUACUUUCAUCAUGUCAUGUGGUGGUCAGACUGCUCGCUGGUGACCUCGCUUUAGAAGGUUUUCAUCAAGCCCCGCCCUUUCUCUCUCAUAGUCUUAAUGCAUCUGGACCACUGGGGAAAAUAUUUUUCUUUUCAAAAAGUAGCCCCUUCAGUCUGCGUUCCCAGUUCAUUUUGUAGGGGCAUUCGCCCUUCCUAGUUUGCAGCAAUUAAAGAUAACGGAGUGUAAAGUCAUUAGACCCAGAAUUAGAGCAGCCAGCAGCUGGUCCAGUAUAAAAAUGUCCCAAGUGUAGCCCCUCCCACUGCAGAGCCUGUUUGUAACGUACCUGCCAUUCGUGAAAGUUGCCUGGGUUUUGUAAAGGAGAAUUUUUUUGGACCCAAGCUGUGAUCUUCAAGCACGCCAACUUCAGGCAGCGUUUUCUGCUGCAAACCUCAACAUCCUGGAAUCAAUCACACUGACAGGGAAAGGAUAAAUGCUCCUUUAUAAGCCAACAUUUAUCCAAAUUAAGCCCCCUUACCUUUAUCCAGACCCUUUCACAAGUUCUGAGUUUUUAGCCAAUUGAUCCUCUACUUUCCUUCUUUAGUCCCUCUCAGGGACGCCUCCAUCCCCGGCUCCCCUAAAGGUAGAAGAUACUCGAGCAUGCUGCCUGGGGAGCUGGAUGGUGAAACACCAGAAGAUCUCAUGUCGCAUCUCAAAACACUGUCGGACUUGCUUUCUGCUUUAUGAUGUCCGUAGUUGUUCUAAUAUUAAAUGCUUUGAAUUUAUUUAUUGGUCAAGUUAUUUUAACUUGGGCAAGGCAUACAGUGAUAAUCCCCUGGCAUGCCACGGUUCCAGCUCUCUUCCCACCCCCUUGAAAUCUUACCUUCCACCGUGGUUGUUUUGUAAACCCACAGUCAAGUGGGUUGUCCCAGAAUCUCCCCUACAGGGGCUCCCAGCCCAGGAUCCAGGAGACCCGCAACAUGGUACAGUAACUCUUCACCAACCGUCAUCAAUAGGUUUUCUUAGAAACUGCAACUUUAAGCAAAAUGGGGUAUAAUGAAACUAAUUUUGGCUGGGCAGGGUGGCUCAGGCCUGUAAUCCCUGCACUUUGGGAGGCCGAGGCAGGCGGAUCACCUGAGGUCAGGAGCUCAAGACCAGCCUGGCCAACAUGGCAAAACCCCAUCUCUACUAAAAAUACAAAAAUUAGGCCUGGUGGCGCGUGCCUGUAAUCACAACUACUCGGGAGGCUGAGGCAGGAGAAUCGCUUGCGGUGAGCCGAGAUCGCACCACUGCACUCCAGCCUGGGCGACAGAGCAAGACUUCGUCUCAAAAAAAGAAAUGGCAACUUUAAGCAAAAUGAUGUAUAAUGAAACUAAUUUUACUAUAGGCUAAUGGAUGUAAACAAGAGUUAAGUUCCCACGGCAUAUUGCUGGCCAUAAAAACAUCACCAAACUUUAGAACUUCUUUAAAGCAAACACUUCUAAUAUUAAACAUUAAGUAGACAUGAGUUAUACAUACAUUUAAGAAAAAUUACUAAAAACAAGGUAAUUACCCAAUUUUUGGUGACUGGGUGCUGGCAGCUGCAGCGACGGUGAGUUAUAUCACAGAAUAAAUGUUCGCGAAGCAAAAAUUGUCAGGAGCACCUCCUUCCACCACGCAGGCCAGACACCAGAAUGAACGGGCUCACUGGGCACUUCUGCACGGCGUCAUCUACUAUUGUGCAUUUGUAUGGUUAUGGGAGGCAAUUUUUAUUUUACAGUAAUUUUUAUUCAUUCCUUCUUUCAUUUUCCAACUCAGUUAUUCCAGUUCAAGGUGGUGGGCGACCAGAGCCUAUCCCAACGGCUCAGUGUGCAAGGCAGGGACCACCCUGGACAGGAUGCCCUCCCAUCACAGGGCACACUCACCCUCCACACACACACUCAGACUGCAACCAGACACCAACAAACCUCACCUUGCACAUCUUUGGGGUGUGGGAGGAAACCAGAGUGCCCAGAAAACUCUCAGACCGGGAGGACGUCUAGACUGUACACAGUGGCCCCAGCCGGGAAUCAAUUUUUUUCUCAAUGUUAUAACAAAAUGACAUUGAAUAAAACGAUGCUAUUUAAGGA
Messenger RNA from Pongo pygmaeus (Bornean orangutan), 6205 nucleotides. It is a transcript of the gene FBXW8, whose product is annotated as F-box and WD repeat domain containing 8. The coding region runs from base 107 to 1903 and encodes 598 amino acids. The record is from RefSeq and is a predicted model, not a curated record. Gene Ontology annotation, cellular component: Cul7-RING ubiquitin ligase complex; centriole; ciliary basal body. NCBI's taxonomy places the organism in Eukaryota, Metazoa, Chordata, Mammalia, Primates, Hominidae. Gene Ontology annotation, biological process: protein ubiquitination; cilium assembly. The transcript has 11 exons. Gene Ontology annotation, molecular function: protein binding.